AUGCGCCCGAGCGAGGCCCAGUCCACCGCAUUCAAGGCGCUGCCGCCCGCGCGCGGAAAUCCUAGACAACCGUCAUUAGUGCUCUUCUACGCCUACCGCGAACCGGCGUGGUCGGCGGCGGAGCAUUCAAGAGCCCUGAAGACCUUUAUUAAGUUGUGCGAAGCGCACGACCUCAAGGGCCGCGGGCGGUGCGCGCCCGAGGGCGUGAAUUGCACACUAACAGGAGGCCAGCAGCAGAUCCGCGCCUUCUGCGCGGCCCUGCGCGAGUGGGACUCGCAACUCUUCGGCCCCGUCGAUUUCAAGAUCACGGACGGCUUGCAGAAGAAGGAGGCGUUCAAACGACUCACAAUACGAAAAACGGAGGAAUUGGUGGGCUAUGGGUUGGGGCAGAGUCAGCCGCAGUUGGCCACGUCCAAGGCGACGCAUCUCGACGCUGUUGAGUACCAUAAAGCCCUCGAGGACCCCGACGCGAUCGUCGUCGACGUGCGCAACCAGUACGAGACUGUGUGGAAAUCAACCAGUGCGUCGGGUGCGCUCGACGGCGAGGAACCGGCAUCGCCACGCCAUCGAGCAGGCGGCGCGUCGAUGAACGCGCCGUAAAAUUUUGAUUUCCACAGGUACGAGACCGAAAUUGGGCGCAUGCGGCCGCCCGCCAACGGCGCCAAAUUCCUAGAUCCGAAGGUCCGCAACUCGCACGAGAUCCCGCGCUGGCUCAACGCCCCGGAGACGCGCGAGCGGCUCGCGGGGAAGCGGGUGCUCAUGUAUUGUACUGGUGGUAUCAGGUGUGAAAGGGCCUCGGCGCUGCUCUCUGAGUUAUCGUCGUCGUGUGCCGGUGGAGCCUGCCCGGCGCAAGCGACGCAGGACGCCGUCGCGUCAGCGGGCCCCAAGGAAAUUGUGAUGGUCAGAGGAGGCGUCGAGCGCUACCUGCGGACGUUUCCGGACGGCGGCUAUUGGGCGGGUGCGAACUACCUGUUCGAUCGGAGGUUCGAGCAGCGGCCGCUCAAGCGCCAGGCGCCGUUAGGGUCCUGCGCUCUAUGUGGCGUGCCCUGCGACCUGUAUAGGGGUAGGGUCGUCUGCGCGGUGAGCACCUGUAAAGUGCCCGUGCUCGUCUGUCAGCCCUGCCGCAACCGCGUCUCACCGGAGGAGGUCGCGUCGAAGGCGAAGUGCCGCCUGUGCCGCGACAACUUCGCCGGUUCCAAGCGCGUCGAGAAACCCGAAAUUGCGGUGAAGGCGGCGCCGGUCGCGGAGAAGACGAGGCCGCCGGCGCCGCGCCUCUUCGUGGGCAACCUGCCGUUCACGGUCGAACGGGAGGAGGUCCUCUCUACGCUAGACAUUGAUGGGCGGCUGACGUGGCUCGUGGACCGCGAGACCUCUCUUUUCUACGGGUCGUGUGUGAUCGAGUGCGGUGUUGACGCGGCGACGAAGGUCGUAUCGCGCGCGAAGCUCUACCCAACCAAGCUGCGCGGCCGCAAGUUAAGGCUGGGCUUCGGGCCGGCGGCGCCUGUCGACGGCGCCGAGGGAGUGCGGCCGCCGUGUGCGCGACCGGCGUCCGUGUUCACGUACCUUCGAAUUCCGAGAUGACGACCCUUGGGCCGGGGCUUAGCCGCCCGCUUACACGCCGACCGCCAUUUCCCUGGCCGGAGUCAAAUACCAGGGUGAUGGGUGAUUCCACCGCGCAUGACGCUAGAGGUCCGUAUCCGAUCGGAAGAAGUCCUCUCGACGCCACUCAGCUUUUGUAUAUAAGCGCGCUCGACUGGUCACUCCGCGCAGGUCCUGCCGGGGCGGUGCCGGCGCCGAAGCGGCGGCGGCGGCGCUAGUUUUG
This is a messenger RNA of Pelagomonas calceolata, 1822 nucleotides long. NCBI's taxonomy places the organism in Eukaryota, Pelagophyceae, Pelagomonadales, Pelagomonadaceae. The record is from the annotation of a GenBank genome assembly.